Messenger RNA from Loa loa (African eye worm), 3975 nucleotides. RefSeq lists its product as hypothetical. Bases 1 to 3975 code for a protein of 1324 amino acids. The record is from RefSeq and is a predicted model, not a curated record. Gene Ontology annotation, cellular component: membrane. NCBI's taxonomy places the organism in Eukaryota, Metazoa, Nematoda, Chromadorea, Rhabditida, Onchocercidae. The transcript has 20 exons.
AUGAAAACUGUUAAGAUUGAAUUAAAUUAUAAAUUAAUUACAUUUAUUAGGAUUGAAUUUAAUGAACAUUUUCCAUCAUUAAAUCGUCACAAUCCAUACUAUCAACAUUUUACAAUACGUUUGAAUGGAACAAAACCAACGAUUGGUUUCUUAGAAUUUUAUAAUGCAACAAUAAAUCAAUGGAUACCAUCAUGUGAUCGAGAAUUUACCUUAAGAAAUGCUCAGGUUGUAUGUCGUGAGCUUGGUUUUGAUAGUGCAAAUGUUUAUGAAUGGUUAACACCACGUUGGAAUUACAAUCCAAAAAUAAUACUUUCGAAGAGUUAUGUUACACCACGACAAUGUAUGGGAAUGGAAUUAAAACUUGACCAUUGUCCAGUACGAAUGAGUAAUAAUUUAAGUAUGUGGCAAUGUAUCGAUAAUGAGCAUUUUAAUUAUAUACAUUGUGGUAAGCAAACUACUUUAAACAGUAAUUAUAUUGGUAAUUGGGGUGGUAUUACAAUUACGCAUGGUAGUAUUGAUUAUGUGCAAAGUAAUACAACAACAGAACAAUCGAUAUUGCGAAAUGUUGAAAUUGUUGGUGGCGGCUUAGCUCAUAAUGAGACAAUUGAUGUCGCAGCGGUAUUAUCUAUUGGACAUAAUCCGAUAUUUGAUCAUGUUAAUAUCACAAAUUCAUCCAUGCAUGGAUUACAGAUUCUUAUUCCACAUAAUGAUAUAAUUUUGAACAAACUUAAUAUAACACAAAAUCGUGGUUAUGGUAUGAGUUUAUGGUUAUCGAAUUUGCAACGCUCAGGUGGAAAUUCGGCAGGUGUAUUAGGAAUGAUGAAUAUCAUACCGUAUAAUGCUCGUGGUUUAUUGGAUAUUUGCGCAGCGCAGAAACAAUUUGAUAUUACAAAUCGUAUAAUAAUGUUCUAUAAGUAUGAUUCGCAUACUGUAGAUUGUGUCAAAAUUUUUACAUCAUCAGAACGAAACAUUGGAUUUCGAUUUCUUUUGAUUAAUCUUUAUGAUGGCUCUCAAAUGAAUCUUGGUCGUUUGGAUUCAAUUACAUUAUAUAGUGAUGCCAAAUUUACCCAAAGUAUACAUCAAUUUACUUCGCAAACAUCAGACUGGUCAUUAAAUGUCCAAGCACAAUCACUUUUGGCUAUUCAUAUGCGUGCUAAUGCAGCUAAUGGUAUUUAUGGAUUUAUUGCUGAAAUUACUGUUACUCCAACACUAACUCAAACGUAUGCAACAGAUGAAGUUUUAAUACGACAUAGUCGUCUAGAACAAAAUGAUCGUGGUGCGAUAAUUUAUCGUAAUACGGGUGAAAUAGGACCUAAUCUUAUAAUUAGCAAUUGUAUGAUUCAAAAAAAUGGUUAUUAUUUAUUUGGUAAUAUUAGUACAACAAAUUAUGCUAUUCAAUUACACUUCCAUAAUACAAUGUUAACACAAUUUCGUAACAAUUUAUUAAUGGAUAAUAUUGGUGGAUUGUGGAUGACAGCGUUGACAACAAGUCCAAUGGCUCGAUUAACUGUAAUUAUCCGAGAAUGUGCUUUCAUGCAUAAUUUGAAUGGUACUAUUCUUACUUUCUUAGGAAAUGGUAAUCAGAAAUUAUGGUUGUUCAAUAAUUUGAUCAGAGGUAAUUAUGCGUUACGUCACGAUACAGUAUUCCUAAAAGGUAUUACGGCAAAUUUGACGCGUAAUCUAUUUGCUAACAAUACAGGCUUGCAUAAUCUUGAUUUACGACCUAAUUUACCAGAUUCGUUAGAUUCAUAUGUAUUAUAUAAAAAUUGGUUUUAUGAUAACAUUGCUCUUGGACAUGGCUAUCAAUAUCAGGAGCGAUACGGAUAUCAACCGGAUUAUUUAGCAGAUGAAUUUAUGCGCCGACCUAAACGACAAAUAGUAAUGGAAGGUGUAAGUUUUGAUUGGUGGACUCAUAUUGGUACAAAAUCGGAACGUUAUCGAAGUACAGUAUAUGCGGGCAUUUCAAAUGUACUGUAUCGUGAAAAUACAUUCAACAAUCCGAUUAAUCCAUAUGAAUUGGUUGCAGGAAAAAUGACUGGCCCAGAAGGACAUACGAUUGAUGCAAGAGAAAAUUAUUGGGGAUAUCCAGGAACAGUUAGUGUUGCAAGUGGGAAGAUUCGUGAUUAUCAUGAUUAUGAAUAUUUAAUUCGGGUGGAUUAUGUACCAGUUCUUGAAUCAAAUGCAUCGCUUGUUGAAGGUGAUUGUCCAGCUGGAUGGUUUCAAAUUGGCAAAGACGAAUUUAAAUCCUGUUUUCUAUACAGUGGUGCAGCAACCACUUAUAUGGCUGCUGUCAAAUUUUGUCAGGAAAUGGAUUCAUUUGUACCGUAUUUGCGAGUAGAUGACAGUAGACAAAAACAACUUGCAAAACGAAUUGAUGAGAUUAUACAUAUGCGAACAAGCGAUAAUAUCGAUCGUUACAAUACUUUUACAGAUGCAUAUGAUAAACAGGUAUGGAUCUCAGGUGUAUCAGUUCCAUUAACACAAUGUGGUUGGUUAAGUACACGUACCGGUAAUAUUGGUACUCAAAAUUGCAAUAAUUUGCUAUCAGUUAUAUGUGAAAAAGGUGUGCUAUCAUAUGAUGAACCGGCACUUUGGCGAGGUGGUAUAAUCAUUGCAAUAAUUGCAUUAAUUAUACUUUUAACCAUCAUUUUACUGUUAGCUGUUUGUUGGUAUAGAAAAUCACAGAAACGGAAAGAAGAGGAAGUAAGCCGGAAAGAAUGCAUCCGUGCUUCAUUAAGACUUAGCAAAUUGGUUAAUGAAUUACGGAAAAAUGAUGGUGGUGGUCGAAUUUUUACUAAUAUGGCAACAGCUGGAACAUUAAAUGGUAUAGAUUUGCAAACGGACGAUGCAAUCAUGGAUGCUCAUCGUAAUUUAGUUCACGGAAAAGAUAAUAAUUCAUGGUUAACAAUAACAAAACCUGAAUUAUCCACCGGAAUGUAUUCAGGAAAUAAUUCUGUUACUUCAUUUGUUGAUCAAAAUAUUAAAUAUCAUCCAACUGCUGCAGAAUUAAGCAAAGUAAAUUGUACUGUUGAUUCGUCAUAUUCUGGAAAUAGUACUGAAAGUUUUGCAUAUCAUAUGUCACCAUCACCAUCCAGAAAUUUGGUAUCACAAAAGCUAGAUCCAUAUGCUGAAGUAUCAUUAAGUGUAUUUAACACUUAUGGAACAAUUAAUAACCGUACAGGUAGUAGUAUUAGUAGUAAUAAUGAUCGAUCAAUGAUUGAUCGGCAUAAUACGGAUGUAUCAACAUGUAGUACAAGUACGGAUACUGUUGUAUGUUCAACAUGUCAUGAUUGUGGUGAAUCAACACUUACUGAACAUUCAUCAUGGAAUGAUUCUAGUAGUGCUCAAUCAUCAGUUAUUUCUGAUCGAACUAUCCAACAAUUGGCUAAACCACUUCUUAAUCGAACAGAACAAUUAACAACAAAAGCAAUAGCACGAGAAGAUACAUUACAUACAGUACCUAAAACUUUUGAUUCACGUCCACGAUCUGUUUACAAUAAAUUAGUCGAUCUUCCACCACCGCCAUUAUUUGAUCCAAAAUUACUUGAGAUUCAUGGACAUUCCUCCGUUGCAUCAAGUGAUACAAAUGGUGAAACACCACUUAAACCGAUACGUACCGCACCACCACCACCACCAUUCCCACCAUCGUCGCUACCAACAUCAUCAUGUAUUGCUGCUACCUCAAUGGACGAGCAACUUCAUAUCCCAUUAGAAAUCCCGAUUAUUUCAUCACCACCACGGCGUUCAUUGUAUGAAACUACCACAGAAUUGGUUAAAAAUAGACCUUAUAGUAACAGCUCAUCUUCAUAUAGGACUAAAAUUCGUCCUUCAAUACCACCACCUAAUCCACCGGAUUAUGAGUACAUCCGGAAUCCUCAAACAAGUCAAUCACUUGUUGAUCUUAUUACUCCACCAUUACACUAUGAACGAAGUAAUUCAACUGGCAAAACACUACCUAUCGAAACAUCGAUGUGA